This is a messenger RNA of Anguilla anguilla (European eel), 1731 nucleotides long. Its product is annotated as intraflagellar transport protein 20 homolog. NCBI's taxonomy places the organism in Eukaryota, Metazoa, Chordata, Actinopteri, Anguilliformes, Anguillidae. The record is from RefSeq and is a predicted model, not a curated record. Gene Ontology annotation, cellular component: intraciliary transport particle B; Golgi apparatus; centrosome. Gene Ontology annotation, biological process: protein localization to cilium; centrosome localization; intraciliary transport. The transcript is spliced from 5 exons. Bases 521 to 919 code for a protein of 132 amino acids.
AUCACUUGCUGGCGAGCCCUUUUAUUGUGUAGCUAGCUAACAGCUUUACCUAGCAUUGGCUACUGUAGCUAGCUAGGUUAAUUAGUCUGUUGUAUUAUUUAUUUAUAGGUUGCUAUUAUUAGUGUUAUAUUUAGACACCGGCAGCUCUCUGUAGGCUCUCAAGCUACCCAGCUUGCUCAUGUGGUUGACUUCCCGUCGUCGGGUUGCAACAAAAAGCUUAUCGGUAGCUAAAGCGUAGCUAGCAAGCUAACUAACCAUUUUCGGUAGUGUAAUGUUCCGCCGGCUGGCAUUGUUGGCGCAGUUCCCUUUUGUCGACAAAUGUUAGUUCGCUAGCUACCAAAUAACGGCAGCGUCACCUGCUGCUGCUGGAAAUUCAGGGGUCGACACUUCUAGUUCCUUCAAUUAAUAUACUGAACAUUAGUAUUCAGGAUCUGACUGGAUGCCUUUCAACCAUCAACUGUUUGACCCUUGAAAAGCAGAUCGACAGCUGUCAUCUGCUUCCUUGGCUUGGGCAACAGCCAUGGCGAAAGAUCCCUUAGCAGAGGCCGGCCUUCACUUUGACGAGCUGAACAAGUUGCGGGUGCUAGACCCAGAGGUCGGCCAGAAGACCACAGAGCUCAAGGAGGAGUGCAAAGAGUUUGUGGACAAGAUUGGUCAGUUUCAAAAGAUUGUUGGUGGGCUAAUCGAGCUGGUGGAUGAACUGGCUAAGGAAGCUGAGACAGAAAAGAUGAAGGCCAUCGGCGCCAGGAACCUGCUGAAGUCGGUGGCCAAGCAGCGGGAGGCCCAGCAGAUGCAGCUGCAGGCUCUGAUUGCAGAGAAGAAGAUGCAGCUGGAGAGGUACCGCAUCGAGUACGAGGCGCUGUCCAAGGUGGAGGCCGAGCAGAGCGAGUUCAUCGACCAGUUCAUCCUGCAGAAGUGAGCUUGUGGAGGGGCCUGCUUUUGGUGUGCCCAAGUUUACAGGGAGUACUUCUGGGCCUCACGUAGAACAGGCCCCUGUCACAUAAACUCAGACAGCUUUAUCUCCCCACAACAUUACGAAAGGACGGAGGCAUCUAGAAGGAAAAUCAUAUUCGUAUACACAACCAGAGACGGCAAUGCAGGCUGUUUUAUCCCUUUUAUUUUCUACGAAGAGGAAGAGAGGAUAUUUUGCAAUUGUUGGUGUGAUUUCCAACAAAUAUUAGGAUUUAUUGUGUGCCAGUUGAGUUCAUGUACUUAGGACCAAAAAUGCUAUGUUUUUGACAUCCUGUCACACAACUAGCACAAAUGGAAAAGCUAUUUAUCUACCAAUGCGCUUGUUAUUUAUACUAUUUAUACCAAAUAAGCUGUUCUGUAUAGCUGGCUUGUUUUUAUUAAUGAAAAAUACAAAAAUACAGGAAAUAAUUGAAUGGUACUGUAAUUCAUUUCAUAAUUAUGAAUCUUUGUAUUAUUUUCAGUAUUGUUAUAUUUACCAUUUUCAGCAUUGCAGAUGUUGGUUCCGUGUGACUUAUGUGUUAUUCAGAUGUUAUAACCGAUAUUUGGACCGGGCCACAGGCAAAUAUUUUGUGAAAACAGGAAAUUCAGUUUGUUUCAUUUGAAGUGAUACAGACAGUGUACAUUCUAAACGUAAAUGCUUUUUGUUUACAUGUGUACGGGCAUAAUCUUUGUUACUUCUGGUACAUAAUCCACAUUUCUUAUAAUGUGCCUUAAAAACAAGUGCAAAGCGUAAUAAAAUUGCAGAUUACUUGAAUUUCA